AGGUUGAGAAUAAACAAUAUUUGAUCAUUAAAAAUAAAAAUGCGAGCUGCUGGUUUCCUUCUCUUCGUUCUGAUUGGUGGGACGAUCGGUCACUUGAUCCAGCCCCCGGUAUCUAGCGAGUGGGAUCAGGAGGAUCGGGAGGAUCUAAAUCUCGACAAAUCGCCGGAUGUAACGAAAAUCAGAAUGCAGGAUUUGUAUGGUCCAAUUCUAUUCGGAGGACGAUUUGGGCCACAUGUCAGUAAAUCUCGUGAUCUGUCUGGUUCGAUCAGAUUGAUCAAGAUGCUGGUCGACAUGGAGAACAUGAAGAACGGACGCCUCGACAAGGUCUCCAGCAUGUACAAGAAAUUGGCCGGUAUUUCUCAAGCAAAGAGAUUUGAGACCUCCACAAUCUGGCCAAAUCAGGCGGAUUUCUGAGAUGAUAGAACCAAACGCGGCAAUUGGAAACCAUCUGCGCACAAACCGUUUGCGCAUAAGCCCAUGCCGGUUUGGUUCUGGAAAAGGAAUUAUCAGCACAGUCCUGUUGUCCAAAAACCUUAUUUAAGGGUUUACUAGUUUUGCGAACGUUUUUAGAUUUAUUUCUGAACCUUUUAAAGUUUUUAUAGAGGCUGGGUAAUUAUCAUUUUUUGUGUGUGAGAUAUUAGUUUUAGAAUAGAGUCAUGUUUUAUAUGGUAUAAGCAAAAAACAGAACAGUUUUAAAUGGAGUUUCUCAAAACUACGUUAAAGAAAAUAGGUUCAAAAAUAGAAAAUUUGUUGUAAUUUCCAAAUUCUUUAAUAUUUCCAAACACUGAAUU
Eurytemora carolleeae is the source of this 791-nucleotide messenger RNA. RefSeq lists its product as uncharacterized. NCBI's taxonomy places the organism in Eukaryota, Metazoa, Arthropoda, Copepoda, Calanoida, Temoridae. Bases 40 to 414 code for a protein of 124 amino acids. The transcript has 5 exons. The record is from RefSeq and is a predicted model, not a curated record.